Saccharomyces eubayanus is the source of this 1224-nucleotide messenger RNA. RefSeq names its product sphinganine kinase YSR3 (gene YSR3). The transcript has a single exon. Bases 1 to 1224 code for a protein of 407 amino acids. The record is from RefSeq and is a predicted model, not a curated record. Gene Ontology annotation, cellular component: endoplasmic reticulum membrane. Gene Ontology annotation, molecular function: sphingosine-1-phosphate phosphatase activity. Lineage: Eukaryota; Fungi; Ascomycota; Saccharomycetes; Saccharomycetales; Saccharomycetaceae.
AUGGCUACCAUUACUACUGAAAUAAUAAGCGAGAUCAGCGCUGUCAAUGACAACGUCAAUGUUGAGAUGGCAGCAACCUCGGGCAGCAAGCAUCUCUUGGCAGAUCCCGGUAACCACCCAGCAGAACAUUUCAAGAAUCGAAUGUCACGGUUGAGGUUCCAGUCGCGGGAAUACCUCACCAAAUUCACAAACAAUCAAUCAAAUUUCUUAUAUUCAUUACAAAAAAGGCAUAGAACACCGCUUAGAGAUAUUUAUUUCAAGUACACGUCGUUCAUGGGUGCUCAUACUUUCUACGUCAUCGCAUUGCCCAUGCCCGUGUGGUUUGGGUAUUUCGAUGUAACUCAAGACAUGAUCUACAUCCUUGGUUACUCAAUCUACUUGAGCGGGUACUUGAAGGACUACUGGUGCCUACCAAGACCAAGAGCUCCACCAGUGGAAAGAAUUGCGCUGAGUAAGUCCACUACGAAGGAAUAUGGGGCGCCCAGCUCACAUUCUGCCAAUGCUACCGGAGUGAGUCUUCUGUUCUUUUGGAAAAUAUGUAUGGCUGAAACACUAACGUGGCCAAUGAGAUUAUUUUUUUUGAGUCUGGUGGUUCUUUACUACUUGACUCUGGUCUUUGGUAGGGUGUAUUGCGGCAUGCAUGGAACGUUAGAUUUGUUUAGCGGUGCCUCUGUUGGGGCUAUCUGUUUCAUUAUUAGGAUUGGAUCGGGUUAUGUUUUCCGGAAUUUCCAUAGUGGUGAACACUUCUGGUUCCCCUUCUUGAGUGUAGCAUGGGGGCUUUUCAUCCUGUUCAAUCACGUUAGGCCCGUUGACGAAUGUCCUUGUUUCGAAGAUAGCGUAGCAUUUAUUGGUGUUGUGGGCGGGUUGGAAUUUAGCGAUUGGCUAAUCCAGAGAUACGGAUUGAACCUGGUAUGCAGUAGAUACACAGUGUAUGGCCUCAAAGUGUUUUUAAGACCUCUUGUGGGUGUCGCCUCCGUGCUCAUUUGGAAAGAUGUCAUUAGCAAGACACUAGUUUAUACGCUGCUAAUCAAACUACUAAAAUUCCGCGAUGACAGAGGUGAAAAGGCCCAUUUGCAUAACAAGAACAGGGAAGACGUCGAGUGUUCUCUGUACAUUGGUGUUCCUAAGAUAGAAAUCUUCGGGAGAUACAUCAUAUAUGCAGGUAUACCCGCUACCGUUAUUUUAUUGUGUCCAAUUUUUUUCACUUGGGCCAACCUGGGGUGA